Messenger RNA from Triplophysa rosa, 1167 nucleotides. RefSeq names its product paraneoplastic antigen Ma1 homolog. The transcript has a single exon. Gene Ontology annotation, molecular function: zinc ion binding; nucleic acid binding. The coding region runs from base 1 to 1167 and encodes 388 amino acids. The record is from RefSeq and is a predicted model, not a curated record. Lineage: Eukaryota; Metazoa; Chordata; Actinopteri; Cypriniformes; Nemacheilidae.
AUGGAUGUGAACCCACCUGAAGUCCAAAGACUGGUCAUCGAGCACAUUAUGAAGAGUGAUGGAGUUUCACCCUCUAGUGCUUCAUUCCAGCUAAGGGUAUUCUCAGGAAAAGUUCCUCGUCCUACUGGCGAAGUUGAUUACGACACUUGGCGAAACAGUGUGGAGUUAAUUCUUCAAGACCCUUCACUGUCUGACUUGCAUCGGUCUAGUAGGAUCUUAGACAGCCUACUGCCACCAGCAUCAGAAAUUGUCAAGCAGUUAGGUGCAAAAGCCUUACCUGUGGCUUACCUUGAAAUCUUGGACUCAGCUUUUGAUACCGUAGAGGACGGUGAUGACCUUUUUGCGAAGUUUCUGAAUACGCUGCAAAACACAGGUGAAAAGCCUUCCUUGUACUUGCAACGGUUGCACACUAACCUUCUCAAAGUGGUGAAAAGAGGCGGCAUUUCUGCAGAUGAGGCUGAACAACAACUUCUGAAACAAUUUUGUCGGAGUUGUUGGGACGACACAUUAAUUGCCAACCUUAAGCUUGAACAUAAAAGGAACCGACCACCCCCAUUCCCUGAGUUACUUUUGCAGUUGCGUAGUGAGGAGAACAAACACUCUGCGAAGGAAAGCCGCAUGAGACAGCACCUAGGCACACAGAGACAAAGAGCCAGUUCCCAUAUUGUCACUGCUAACCCUCUCGAUCUGAGUCGAAACGAAAUGUCAGAAGGGACUGAGGUCGUUGAAUUACGACAACAAGUUGCCAAGCUCCAGAGCCAGAUUGCUAAGCAAAAGAAUAAACAGACAGGACGAAGUGUGUCACCGUCAACCAAUGCUGUCCUCGAGCUCAAGCAACAAGUCACCGAGCUCCAGAGUCAAAUGUCAAAGCUCAGAGUCCAAAAGAGCCCAGAGCCAAAGGGCAGUUCAAGCAAAAUGAAGCAAACAAACAUACAAUUUUCCAGAGGGGACCCUCUUAAAGCUGACCACAAGCUUCAUCACAGGCCCAGGCCAGGCUAUUGUUUUCAAUGCGGUGAGGAUGGGCAUGUUGCUUCAAUUUGCGAAAACGAUCCAAACCCGUCCCUGGUGGCCGAUAAGAGGAAACAGUUGAAAGAGCGCCAAGCCUUGUGGGACAUUCAGCAUGGUCCAAGUGCCUCAGAAGCUUUAAAUGCCGGCCAGUCCUUGUAG